AUGAUCCAAUCGGAUCCAAUCGACAUGGAGAUGUUCAUCCGUUGUGAUCCAUCUAUCCCAUUCUGGUGUGCUGAAUUCCGCAUCUACGAAAUGGAUCUUAUUCUAGACGAGUUAAUCCUAGGAAUGACAUUCUGCACUCAUAAACGUGAAAGAAACUUCUUAUUUACAAAUAAGACUCUGGGGGGUGACGAAAGAACUAAUCACUAUGAAUUCAAUUACAUGAUCGAACACAAUUGCACGAGUUCGGGUUCUACGCGUUGCCUGUUUGAUGGAAACAACGAGGUCAGCGUAAGCGUCUCUAGACGGCACUACGUGGAAUUCCAUCAGGCGUUAUUCAAUCGCGGGGAUGAUAAUGAUCAUUGUCACUUCUGA
Molecule: messenger RNA, 372 nt
Organism: Caenorhabditis remanei
Lineage: Eukaryota; Metazoa; Nematoda; Chromadorea; Rhabditida; Rhabditidae
Exons: 4
Coding region: 1-372 (123 amino acids)
Source: RefSeq, a predicted model, not a curated record